Bacillus rossius redtenbacheri is the source of this 915-nucleotide messenger RNA. Its product is annotated as ras-related protein Rab-24-like. Gene Ontology annotation, cellular component: Golgi apparatus; endosome. NCBI's taxonomy places the organism in Eukaryota, Metazoa, Arthropoda, Insecta, Phasmatodea, Bacillidae. The record is from RefSeq and is a predicted model, not a curated record. The transcript has 5 exons. Gene Ontology annotation, molecular function: GTPase activity; GTP binding. Bases 192 to 791 code for a protein of 199 amino acids.
UCUAGAGGUUUUGUCUUGGAAACCAUCAUGGCAGAAUACUGUAUUUAUCUUGUUGCUGUUUCUCAUAUACAUAUGGAAUUUGACGGAGGUGUUUUCAAGCAUAGAUUUUCAAGAGUAGGCGUCACUGGUUAUUGCGUGUGGUUUAAUGGAAUUUUAGAGAUGAAUCAAAUUAGAUAAUUAUAUUAUUUGCCAUGAGCCGUGUAGAUAUAAAAGUAGUGUUACUUGGCCAUGAAAAUGUUGGAAAAACUAGUUUAGUUGAACGUUAUGUGCAUGAUCAUUUUAAUGAUAACUCGUAUCAAAAUACAAUAGGAGCUGCGUUUGCAGCCAAGCAGGUGGAGUCCAGAGGCAAGAAAAUCACUUUAGGGAUAUGGGACACAGCAGGCAGUGAAAGGUACGAAGCCAUGAGCAGGAUAUACUAUAGAGGGGCGAAGGCAGCUGUAGUGUGCUUCGACGUCUCCAACCGGGCCUCCUGGGACCGCGCCAAGUUUUGGGUUGGCGAGCUGCGCAGGCACGAAGAGGCCUGCAAGGUGUAUUUGUGUGGCACAAAACGAGACCUGAGCUCCAGCGGGCAGCGCCGGGUGACUUGUGAGCAUGCAGCCAAGUAUGCGGAGGGCAUCCAGGCCACUUACCUGGAGACUUCCAGCAAGACGGGCGAGAACGUGGGGUUGCUGUUCCAGCAGAUAGCAGACGACUUCCUGGCUGUCCCUGAGAACGUGAGGCAGGUAGAGGAGACGCUGACUCUCGAGUGCCCGAGCACCAAGAAGAGUCACUGCUGCUACAGCAGCUCGUAGCGACAUGCUGGUGCCUUCUGCUCGCUGUACUUCUUAUAACAGCCAUUGUACAUACCUGCAGAUGUUUAUACUGUGUUUUUAUAUAGGUUAUCUUCAUGAAUAAUAAAACAAAGCAGUUAAAGUA